Messenger RNA from Microcebus murinus (gray mouse lemur), 2402 nucleotides. NCBI's taxonomy places the organism in Eukaryota, Metazoa, Chordata, Mammalia, Primates, Cheirogaleidae. The record is from RefSeq and is a predicted model, not a curated record.
UGCUUCUGUAGUUGCCGAGGGCGUGUUGGCCUGGGCGUGCUGCUGGCGCUGUCUCUAUCCUGCUGCUCUGGGUGGCGUUGGCCAUACCACACACCUUCAUUACUGUGGCUUUGUGAGAGGUCCUGACGGCUCAUGGACGGCUAGUGUCCUGGUUAUUCCUGGUCUUUGCAUUUUUAUGCAUCUUUUAGGGUCACGUUGUCUACCACUUGGCUGAGUUUAUGAAUUAACACUGAAUCCUCCGGAAGGAAUUGUGGCAGGCCCCAUGAAUGAAGAGAACUUUUUUGAAUGGGAGGCAUUGAUCAUGGGCCCAGAAGACACCUGUUUUGAGUUUGGUGUUUUUCCCGCCAUUCUGAGCUUCCCACUUGAUUACCCGUUAAGUCCCCCAAAGAUGAGGUUUACCUGUGAGAUGUUUCAUCCCAACAUCUACCCCGACGGGAGAGUGUGCAUUUCCAUCCUCCACGCGCCGGGCGAUGACCCCAUGGGCUACGAGAGCAGCGCCGAGCGGUGGAGCCCUGUGCAGAGCGUGGAGAAGAUCCUGCUGUCGGUGGUGAGCAUGCUGGCAGAGCCCAACGAUGAAAGCGGCGCUAACGUGGAUGCUUCCAAAAUGUGGCGGGAUGACCGGGAGCAGUUUUACAAGAUUGCCAAGCAGAUCGUGCAGAAGUCUCUGGGGCUCUGAGACCUCACCUGGCGCGUGCGCACAGACGUGUGCUCCUGCACAUGCGUGUAAACACACACCACCAACAGUUCCGCGUUCUCCUUGGGAACACUCAGUGACAGUGAUACUCUGUGCUGGUACCAAAAAGGCAGACUUGCAAGAACCAUAGCAUCUUUUUUUAUUAUUAUUAUUAUUUUCUCACCCCAAACAGGCUUCUCUUCCGAAGUUAUGAUUUAUGUAGAAUAUUGACAGCUUUCUGCAGUUUAAAGUAUUCCUUGCAAGGCGGUCAGGUAGAUUGUUAAAGCUGUCGUCACUACCUCUCCCAGCCGAAGCACCGACAAACCCAGCUGUUCCUGACUUCCUGCGGGGCCCCUCCUUCUUGGGCUGGGGGCCGGGUGUGCCAGACGUCCAGGGAUGGUGCGCACCAGCCGUGCUCCUGAGGACAGGGGCCUGCAGCUGAUUACGGGAAGGGGUGACACUCUGCGUGGCCCUCCCAGUGCUCUGCAGCCGAGCUCGGCCCCUUCUUCCUGAUCUCCUGUUUUACAAGCAAAUGUUUUUCUCAUAAUCUGUUGGCAUCUUUUACGUUUGUUGAGUAUUAUAAACCAUCACACUUAGAAAUGCUUUCAGGAAAUACCUGUUAAAAAUGUGGAUUGAUAGGAAAUGGGGUACACAGACAGGAAGUUUAUUGCAGAUCACACAGACGGUCAGACUGACAGUUUCCUCCUGAUCCUGUCCGCCAAAGCGUCUCGGUUAGUUAGGAGUUAGUUAGGUCUCAGUCCCCAGUGCACUGGGGCAGGGACAGGGGAGCCUUAGAGUGUUGGCGAAAGUUUCUUCUGGGUCUGCAGGAGUUUUUCUUCCCUAGUUUUAAGAAACGAGAAGCUGUAGGAUUUUGUAACAUUGUGCUUGCGCUAGGCAUUUAACUGCUGGCACAAAGAUCAUUCUUGGCAGCUGGAAGUCAGGAGGGACGCCCCCAUUUCCUAGCUCAGAGGAGUGCCUUAUCCCCCACGACCGGUGCUCGUGGACGUGGGCCUGGGGGCUCCCAGCCCCAGCGUGGAGACAGCGCUUUCUCGUGAUGUAUGCAUUCGAUUCGGUUCCGGCGUUCUCCAGCACGGGCAGCUGAGCAGCACGGCGCGGCCAGGUCACGUCACAAGCAAUAACAGAUCUGUGGCAUGCAGAAUCUAACACUCGGCCCGUCUCAGACAGGGUCACUUUAAAUAGGAAUUUCUAUUUUUGAAAUGAGGGAUGGUCUAUGAGGCAUACAAUAGCUUUUACAUGCUCCUUCUCCUUCCCUUCCAUGGUGGGUCCAGCGUGCGUUGUCUGGGACUCACCCUUGGCGUCAAGAUGUUGGCAGUUUCCGCUUCUGUGGAUGCGGAUUCUUCCUUCUCAGAAGAGAGUCAUUUAAAAUCCGAAAUGCAAUACAGGAACGUGUGUUUGGAAGGGGCUGGGGAGGGAGGUGUUGUACCUAAAUAGUAUUUGCAGUCAGUUGGGAUGUGUCCUCUCCAGAGUGGAGACGGUGGUGCGUGAGUCGCGAGGCUAUGCGUGUGGGGCCACCCGGGUGGGCCCAGAGGGGCACGUGACCACCUGUGGGCUUCCAUGAGAUGUGGGGAGGGAGGAGAGGCAGUCUCUUUACAAAACAAAGUAUUUUUAUUCAUUUGUAUUUAUUAAAUGAAAAAAAACCCCAUAGUGUCCCCAUUCUGUUGUGGAAUUUAAUUACUAUGUUAAAAAUAAAGUUCUAUAUUUUCCCCCA